UUUAGUGAUCAAUUUAUUUACAAGUUACUGUAACGACAUUUUCUUAUUUUUUUCUCUGAUUGUUUUUUUUGCCAUGUGCUUGAUUUUUCUUUCAUAAUAAGGCACAAUUUAAUCAGCAUAACUGUCUCGCGCCACAGAACGCCUAAACCAGACCUAUGCUAAUAUUCAUUCGCACGCCUUCAUUUAUACAGUGCACUAUCCAUAUACCUGUAAUCUUACCUCACUAUACUAUAUAUUUCAAUACACGUGUUUGACACUCCCAGCAGAUGUUUUCCUUUUAAACUUGGCACCACUCAAGGUCAAUAAGUAGGAUUGUUUUCCUUUUAAACUUUGCAUCACUUAAGGUCAAUAAGUAGGACGACCUGAUUGAUGUCUGUCCAUUAAACAGAUUUUUGAUUAUUGAUUGUGACCACUAAUAUGAUGCGUAAAAUGUCAACAAAGGGCAUUUUAUAUGUAUAUAUACAGCCAUCCUAUUAUACCUCAUAACUCCAGACGUAGUCAAGCUGAUAGGUUGUGCACUGUCUAUGACUGUGCUUUAAAAGUGCUGUUACCAGUUUAGUAUUUGAGAAACAUGGACAUCUUGGAUUUCAGCUCGCUUCUCACCUUUAACACUGUGACAUUGGCCAUUGUUGUAGUACUGUUAAUCCUGUUGGUCAGCCAGUCACUACAAUGGCCGGCCAAUCUUCCACCUGGUCCAACAGGCUACCCUGUUGUAGGAUGCAUACCUUUGCUGCGAAACAGAAAUAUACUUGAGGUGUUUCGAAAAUUUCGAGCACAAUAUGGCGACGUAUUUAGCUUGAAGAUUGGACCAAAACUCACUGUGGUCAUCAACGGAACCGAUGCGUUAAAGGAAGCUUUUGUUAAACGUGGGGAUGAAUUUUCUGACAGACCAAGUGGCUUUUUACCACUGGCCAUUCUUCAAAACAGAGGUAUUGGUGGAACUUCUGGUGAACAUUGGAAACAUACCAGAACAUUUUCGUUGUCAACGCUACGGAAUUUAGGAUUCGGAAGAAGAUCGUUGGAAUCAAGGAUCCAAGAGGAAAUAACUGCUUAUUUGGACGUCAUUGCGAAACAAGACGGGAAACCCUACGAUAUGAAGGAGAUGACAGUGUUAGCAAUAUCCAAUAUCAUAUGUAGUAUUACUUUCGGAAAUAGAUUUGAGUACACUGAUGCAAAGUUCAAGCGACUUACAUCGCUUUUUGCUGAAAACUUCCGGUUAAAUUCGGUCGGAAGUGCUAUGAGAUCUUUUCCAUGGGUAAAAUAUCUUCCUGGAGAUUUCUUCAACGUUAAGAAAUUGGUUCAUAACCUCAACGAUAUCAAUGGCUUUGUCGCUGAACAAAUAGACGAACACCGAAACACACUUCAAGGAGAUGACCAGCGCGAUUUCAUUGAUGCUUUUCUGAUUCAACAAAAGAAACAUGACGUGGGAGAUCCGAUAUUUGAUGAUUUGAAUGUGAUCGUUUCCGUGAUGAACCUGUUUAUUGCUGGGACCGACACAACAGCUACUACGAUUCGCUGGGCGAUACUUUAUCUCAUUCAUAACAAACCUAUCCAGGAUAAACUGCGACAGGAGAUAGUGACCGUCGUUGGCACUUCCAGACUUCCAUCACUUGCCGACAAACCCGACAUGCCUUACUACGAAGCCUUCAUGACAGAGGUUCUCCGUAUGGGCGACAUCGCCCCCCUAUCUGUGCCUCACGGAGCAAACAAAGAUAUCCGGUUCCGAGGGAUGGUUAUCCCUAAAGGGUCAACUCUUUUACCAAAUCUUGAUUCCGUUAUGACUGAUCCAGAAUUGUUUGAGAAUCCUGAUAAAUUUCAACCCGAGAGAUUUCUAGGAAAAGACGGAAAACUAAAUGGCAAGGAAAGAGAUGUGUUGGCAUUUUCGAUAGGGCGACGAGUUUGUCUUGGGGAAUCCUUGGCAAGGAUGGAACUAUUUCUGUUCAUGACGUCGUUACUGCAGAGAUUUGAGUUUCUCCCAGAGAGCAAAGACAAGCUUCCAUCUUUCGAUGCGACUUUGGGACUGGCACGAGCGUCAAUGGACUACAGCUGUCGCGCUGUUAAACUGAAGUAAAACAAACAUAAAUCGACAGGAUGUUUAUACAUAAGCUUGUUGCUUCAGUUUGUGUGUUUAGAAUGUCAUCAUAGCUUUGUAACGGCUUUAUUAGAAAUGUGUAGGGUACAUUCUAAUGAAGAUAUAUCUACUAGUGAUAGAAUAUGUGUUGUGAUCUGUAACGUUUUCAUUUCGUGUGCGUGUUUGGAAUCCCUGUAUGAUUGUCUUCAACCAGUGACAGGAGCACAAAACGUUUUUAGAAGGUUCGUCCCAGACUAAGCAUUUUGACCAAAGGCAAAACAAGGCUCGAUACGUUUCAUUUCAAGUUAUUUUAAUAAUUCAAAAACAUUAAUUCCAAUGAUGAAUUCAACACACAUUUUUCUAGUGAAUUAAAAUACUUAAAACUGGA
Pecten maximus is the source of this 2459-nucleotide messenger RNA. RefSeq names its product cytochrome P450 2B5-like. The transcript has 4 exons. Gene Ontology annotation, molecular function: oxidoreductase activity, acting on paired donors, with incorporation or reduction of molecular oxygen, reduced flavin or flavoprotein as one donor, and incorporation of one atom of oxygen; heme binding; iron ion binding. The record is from RefSeq and is a predicted model, not a curated record. NCBI's taxonomy places the organism in Eukaryota, Metazoa, Mollusca, Bivalvia, Pectinida, Pectinidae. Gene Ontology annotation, biological process: xenobiotic metabolic process. Gene Ontology annotation, cellular component: intracellular membrane-bounded organelle; cytoplasm. The coding region runs from base 572 to 2071 and encodes 499 amino acids.